AGGGAGACAUAGAGAAUGGGGAACUGCUUCACCAACACCGAGUACACGAUAAUCCAGCCUUCGCCGCCGUCGGGCCGCCAGCCGUCGGCGAACGCCGAGCACGUUAAGCCGCCACCAAAAUGCCCUGAGCAUGCGGCCCCGAUCGCGAAGCCCCUGCCGUGGUCGACGCCGGCCUGCGGGGUGGUCCUCGUCUGGCCGGCGCUGCAGCGGCCGAUGUUGGACGUGCACUCGCUGUACAUCCUGGAGCAAGAGCUACGGAACGGGCAGUUCGAAACGACGUACCGGUGCAUGGAGCGCGCCACCGGUCUCAGGUACGCCUGCAGGUCCGUGUCGAAGCAGAGGCUGCUGCGGCCGGCCGACGUGGAGGGCGUGCGCCGGGAGGUCACCGUCCUUCAGCACCUCCGCGCGCAGCCCAACAUCGCCGAGUUCAGGGCUGCCUUCGAGGACGCCGACAGCGUGCACCUCGUCAUGGAGCUGUGCUCCGGCGGGGAGCUCUUGGACCGCGUCGCCGCCAGGGGGAGCUACUCCGAGCGCCAGGCCGCCGCCGCGUGCCGGGACGUCCUCACCGUCGUGCACGUCUGCCACUCCAUGGGGGUCAUGCACCGGGACAUCAGGCCGGAGAACUUCCUGCUCGCCAGCUCCGCCGAGGACGCCCCACUAAAGGCCGUUCACUUCGGGCUCUCCAUCUUCAUCGAACCUGGGAAAGUGUACAAGGACUUUGUAGGAAGUGCAAUCUAUGUUGCGCCAGAAGUUCUGCAUAGAAAUUACGGGAGAGAAAUUGAUGUCUGGAGCGCCGGAGUGAUCUUGUAUAUUCUCUUAUGUGGAUCACCACCUUUCUGGGCAGAAACGGAGAAGGGCAUAUUUGAUGCUAUACUGGUGGGCAAAGUUGAUUUCUAUACCAGCCCGUGGCCGGCGAUAUCUGGAAGUGCAAAAGAUCUUAUCAGACAAAUGCUAAACAGAGAUCCCAAGAAGCGUAUUACGGCAGUGCAGGCCCUAGAACACCCAUGGCUCAAAGAAGGUGGGGCAUCUCACGGACCUAUGGAUGGUGCGGCCAUAUUGAAAGCAAAGCAAUUCAAGGAGACGAACAAGCUAAAACAACUAGCUGCUAAGUCAACUGCAGAGAAGAUAUCGCCAGAGGAAAUCGAGGGCCUGAAACAGAUGUUCCGUAACAUGGAUACAGACAAGAGCGGGAAAAUCACACUUGAAGAGCUGAGGAUUGGUUUGACAUCAAAGAUUAGCGAACCAGAGGUUCAGAAGCUUAUGGAAGCGGUUGAUGUAGACAAGAGCGGCAACGUGGAUUACACGGAGUUCCUGGCCACCAUGAUGAAUAAACAUAAGGUGGAAAAGGAGGAGGAUUUGUUGCUUCCAUUUCAACACUUUGACAAAGACAACAACGGACAUGCAACACAUGGCGAGAAAGAUGGAACGAGAGUCAUCGAGACAAGCAAAAGCAGUGGCAUGAAGAAUGAAAAGAAAGAAGCAGAACCAGAACUGAAUAAACCUGAGAAUGCUAAUGUGAUAAUGGAAGAUGUGCCUUCAAGUCAAGCAGAAUUUGAGAAAAAACUUGAAGAAGAGUUGAGAAAGAAGUUGCUUGGACAGAAAUUAGCAGGUGGGACUGGGGUUAGCAUUAGUGGAAACGAUGAGCAACAUGUACUUCAAGACAACAACAUGCAUGAUACGGGUGAUGAUGGAGGACUGGGGAAGACUGAAAAAGAAGUGAAUAACUAUGAAUACCAGGAUAAAAACCAUGGGGGGAUAGCAGAUAUUACUGAUGAUAAGAUAAAAGGUGGGACUGGGGUUAGCAUUAGUGGAAACAAUGAGCAACAUGUACUUCAAGACAACAACAUGCAUGAUACGGGUGAUGAUGGAGAACUGGGGAAGACUGAAAAAGAAGUGAAUAACUAUGAAUACCAGGAUAAAAACCAUGGGGGGGUAGCAGAUAUUACUGAUGAUAAGAUAAAAGGUGGGACUGGGGUUAGCAUUAGUGGAAACAAUGAGCAACAUGUACUUCAAGACAACAACAUACAUGAUACGGGUGUUGAUGGAGGACUGGAAAAGACUGAAAAAGAAGUGAAUAACUAUGAAUACCAGGAUAAAAACCAUGCGGGGAUGGAAGAUAUUACUGAUGAUAAGAUAAAUUCUGAUGCCUUUUCUAGAAAACAUGAGUAUAGUGCACAACAGAUCCAAGAGAGUAACCAGGAUGGAGGGACCGAUACAGAUGAAUCUGAUAGUGGGACCUUAGCAGGUGAAAAAUACAUAGAGGAUGUCAACAGUUCUCAAGUGACUACUGGGGUAGAUAAAGAAAAUUUUGUAGAAAUAGGGAGGAGGAUAAGUGGGAGAACAAACACAUAUCAUAUGAUGGACAAUGCAGUGGAGAGGUCAGCAAAAAACCUGGAAACAGUGCCUGGUGAGAAUGCUUUGCCUACAUUCUUCAAUUCUAGUUAUGAACUAAUUAUAGCAUUGCUGAUAAGAUUGGUGUUAAUAUAGUAAAUAAUGAUGUAG
Molecule: messenger RNA, 2502 nt
Organism: Lolium perenne
Lineage: Eukaryota; Viridiplantae; Streptophyta; Magnoliopsida; Poales; Poaceae
Source: RefSeq, a predicted model, not a curated record